CAGAGAAAACGAUUCAAGACCAACCAUAUUUCUAGAGGAGCUAGAUCUCUUAAGUUGAAAAAGAUGUCUAAAUCUAGAGAUAUAAAGUUGUUUGGUACGACAAUUACAUCUCUUUCAGCUGUGAAUCAUUAUGAUCCGUCGCCGUUGUCCGCAGCUCAUGGUGGUUCCGACCAGAGCAAGGAAGCUUCUUCGUCUUCCUCGUCUUCUUGUUCUCCCUCUAUCAGACCAGACAGGGUUCUCGCUGAUAAAAACGAGCAAGAAAGUAGCAGAUUCAAGGAUCCUUACACAUUAUCCCAUCUUAACGAACCGCCAAAAGCAGCAUCUGAGAUUUUAUCACCAUUAAGCUCCAAGACUAACACCGAUCAACAGAGCGAGCUCACAACAACAAGUACAUCAGCAGCUGAUAAACCAACAACUCUCAAGAAACCGGACAAGAUACUUCCAUGUCCGAGGUGCGAAAGCGCAAACACCAAAUUCUGUUACUACAACAACUACAACGUGAGCCAGCCACGUUACUUCUGCCGGAACUGUCAGAGGUACUGGACUGCUGGUGGAUCCAUGAGAAACGUCCCCGUUGGUUCUGGCCGCCGCAAGAACAAAGGAUGGCCUUCUUCGAACCAUUACUUGCAUGUCACCUCUGAGGACUAUGAGAAUAACAACAACUUGGGAACGAUCCUCAGUUUCGGUUCUUCAGAAUCCUCGGUUACAGAGACUGGUAAGCAUCAGCCAGGAGAUACAAAGAUAACCGCUGAUUCAGCUUCUCAACAACACCAAACAGGUCAAGGCUUUCUUCCUCCGCAAGUAAUGUUUCCGAAUAAUUCUUCCCCUUGGCCUUACCAAUGGAGUCCAGCGGGUCCUAAUGCUAAUUUCUACCCUAUACCUUUCUACUGGGGCUGCACGGUUCCUGUAUGGCCUACCUCAGAGACUCCAACAUGCUUAGGGAAACGAUCAAGGGAUCAAACACAAGGAGGAGGAAUGAGAGAUGCUUCUAUUACAACACGAGAAAGAUUGGUUUCAGAAACUCUUAGCAUUAGCGAAGUUACUAAGACCGCGGUGUGGUCGCCAAAGCCCGAGAGAAAAACAGAAGGAUUCAGUCUGUUCAAUGGAUUUGAAACAAAGGGUAGUAACAGAAGAAGCUUCGUUCCCGAAACGUCUAUCAAUCUACAAGCAAACCCUGCAGCGAUGUCUAGAUCAAUGAACUUCAGGGAGAACAUGCAACAAUAAUCAAGCACUGAUAUAGUAUAUAUAGAUACGAAUAUUCAUGAAUUCUGAGAGAUUUGAUUAAGCUAAUUGUUACCUUGCCAAAUAAGGUAAAGCUGUGUAGAUCAUUUGUUGUUUCGAACUAAGAUCAGAUAUAGUAUGUUGGAGUUGUAAAUAUUUCUCUCCAUUGUUGUGUUGAAGUUGCAACAUAUAUAUAAACUUUUAGAUUAAUAUC
Messenger RNA from Brassica rapa (field mustard), 1435 nucleotides. Its product is annotated as cyclic dof factor 5. Gene Ontology annotation, molecular function: DNA-binding transcription factor activity; DNA binding. NCBI's taxonomy places the organism in Eukaryota, Viridiplantae, Streptophyta, Magnoliopsida, Brassicales, Brassicaceae. Gene Ontology annotation, biological process: regulation of DNA-templated transcription. The record is from RefSeq and is a predicted model, not a curated record.